UAACUACUCCUCAACUGAUGUCACAACUAGUUGUACACGCACUCACAUGGGAAUCAAUAAAGGAAUACAAAGAAGAAAACUAUUGAGAUUUGACUUUUUAAAAGAGUUUGCUGUAUUUCCAGUGCUGAAACGACCUUGUGAAGUUUUCUGUCAAAGAAUAAAAGAGAAAUAAGGUCAAGGAGGCGAGAGAGGACAGGACGGACAUGCAUGGCAGGAUCACACAGUUACUCUUGAUUAAUUCAUUAACAUGUGGUCUGGAAGUAUGUUUGGCUGCUGGGACGAUCUACAUCCCACCCAUGCUGCUGGAGGCAGGGGUGGAGGAACGCUUCAUGACCAUGGUGCUGGGUGUGGGACCUGUGCUGGGCUUGAUCUUUGUUCCUUUGAUUGGUUCAGCAAGCGAUGGCUACAGAAGUAAAUAUGGCCGCCGACGUCCGUUCAUCUGGCCGUUGUGUUUGGGUGUACUCCUAGGACUCCUCAUCAUCCCUCAGACGUCCACCCUCGUAAGCCUAUUUACAAAACACAAACUUCAUUGGCUGGAGGUCCCGCUGUUGGUCUUGGCUAUCUGCCUGAUGGAGUUCUGCGGCCAGGCUUGCUUCACAACGCUGGAGGCUCUUGUAUCAGAUCUCUUCCCUGGAGAAGUAGAAAGCCGUAAGGCCUUUUCCUCCAAUUCCCUCAUGCUCAGCCUGGGUGGCUGCGUUGGAUACCUGCUGCCUGCGGUCGACUGGAGCUCUUCGGAGACCGUGGUCUAUCUGGGUGGACAGAUAUCUUUUAUCUUCCUGGUGCUGACCUUCAUCUUCCUCAUUUGCUUGAUGGGUACAAUGUUCAUAUCUGAAGAACCUACGGGUAGAGAAAAGGUCGGAGACGCUGAGGUGUCCAAGAGGAUUGCAAAGUGCACGAGCUGCUUUUGUCCCCGUGCGUUGUUUUGCAAAGUCUUGCUCUUGCCCAGAAUAAUCUUCAGCCUCCUGUCUGUGGGUCCACAACUUUUCUCGCUGUGCAAUCGCAUGCCCAAAGUCAUUGCAAGACUGUUUGUUGCAGAGCUUUGCAGUUGGAUGGCCCUCAUGUCUGUUAUGCUGUUCUACACAGAUUUUGUCGGGGAGGGAUUGUACGGCGGGGUGCCCAGUGAUAUCCCAGGUUCCCUAGGAAGGAUACGCUAUGAUGAAGGUGUACGAAUGGCCAGCCUGGGUCUUUUUCUACAAUGUGUGACGUCCGUGAUCUUUUCUGUGCUUAUGGAGCCUCUGGUGUUGUGGGUUGGCCACAGAAAGCUGUAUAUGAGCAGCAUGAUGAUCCUGGCCGUGAGUUCAGCAGUGAUGAGCGUCUCACGUAAUGUCGUGUUAGUCACCAUCAUGGUUGCAGCUACAGGAUACACCUUCAGCAUCUUACAGAUACUGCCAUACACACUUACAUGUCUAUACCACUCCAAUACACAGGUGUUUUUUCCCAGUGAGAGACACAAACCGCAUGGGAAUGGUGUGGUGUUGACCAAAUCAGCCGAUGUACAGGCUUUGACCAAGCAGAAAAGAUCCAACGGCUUCAUUGCUGGGCCCAACACGAAAACAUGCCAGUGCAAUAUAUCAACCUCACAAUCACUUGAUCUGCAUGUUUGUGUAACCGUAUGCCCACAGUCUGCACUACCACCGGCCCUUAAAGAAAUAGGUACAGAUAUAGCCUUACUGGACAGUGCUUACAUGCUAUCUCAGGUGGUUCCAUCUCUCUUCUUGGGCUCCAUAGUACAGCUUUUUCACAGUGUAACCACAUACAUGGCCUUUGCCACUUUGCUGAGCGUGGUGGCCGUUUACUUUUCUCGUAAGAUUGUCUUCGAAAAGAAAGACAUUGAAGCGAACGGGUGACUGUGAUGUAACCUGUGGAGCAAAAAUGAUGUUUUAAAACCACAAAGGACAGCUGGACAUGUUUGUGUGGCAAUCCAAGACUUUCAAUUGGAUGGUGACGUGUCACUGAAAGUGUUAAAAUUAUUAAUUAAUUAUUAAUUUAUUAAGUCUUGGCUAUUAAUACUUGA
This is a messenger RNA of Paramisgurnus dabryanus, 2014 nucleotides long. It is a transcript of the gene slc45a3, whose product is annotated as solute carrier family 45 member 3. Gene Ontology annotation, cellular component: membrane. Gene Ontology annotation, molecular function: sucrose:proton symporter activity. Gene Ontology annotation, biological process: transmembrane transport. NCBI's taxonomy places the organism in Eukaryota, Metazoa, Chordata, Actinopteri, Cypriniformes, Cobitidae. The record is from RefSeq and is a predicted model, not a curated record.